Knipowitschia caucasica is the source of this 606-nucleotide messenger RNA. Lineage: Eukaryota; Metazoa; Chordata; Actinopteri; Gobiiformes; Gobiidae. The record is from the annotation of a GenBank genome assembly.
AUGGACUUCCUGUUCUGGUUUCUCUUCCUCUUUCAGCUCAGACUGAACCAGGAACUGUCCCAGAAGCAGAUCACAGUCUGCACUAAACUCCACUUCCUGUGGAUCGACUCUAACAGGUGUCCGGAGCUUCUCCCAUCAGCCCCGGGACGCAGAGCUCCGUGGAUCAUUGUUAUUUUUGCGACAUUUCCGUCCGUUUUUUUCCGCCUUGAUUCUCCAUCCCCGGAGCAGCGAGGCAUCCCCCGCGGGACAGACCGCUACAGGUGCCUGAGAGCGGGGUUCGACAGAGUACCAGCCGCAGUGGAGUGUGGACACAUAGUCUCAGAGAUGUACACAGAGUUCCAGAGCUGGUGCCUGAGGACCUACGGAGACUCUGGGAAAACCAAGACCGUGACCAGACCCAAGUACAACAGGAUCCUCCAGACCCUGCAGGGGGAGGAGACCAACCAUGGGCUCCUGCAGAAGAACGGCAGCCACAUCAACGCCAAGUUCAAGUUCUGGGUCAAGUCCAAGGGCUUCCAGGUCGGGACGGGGUCUGAGGGGACUGAGGGGCCGGUGCUCUACGUCCCGGUCAGGACCACGGUGAGUUCCUCUAUAGUCCCUUUAUAA